This is a messenger RNA of Microthlaspi erraticum, 2268 nucleotides long. The record is from the annotation of a GenBank genome assembly. NCBI's taxonomy places the organism in Eukaryota, Viridiplantae, Streptophyta, Magnoliopsida, Brassicales, Brassicaceae.
AUGGAGAAUCUGAGCUUUCACGAUGGUAACAUCUUCAAUCUCCUCCACUCAAGGUCCAAGGAGCCAAGUCAUGACGUUGAUCAGAGAAUGCAAAUUCACUCCUCCUUGGUUCGGAGACUUUCUCAGGAGCAGGAAUUGGAGGGUCAUCAAGGCUGUGUUAAUGCUCUGUCUUGGAACUCUAAUGGUUCACUCUUGAUAUCUGGAUCAGAUGAUCUAAGGCUUAAUGUUUGGAAUUACUCUAGUCGGAAGCUUUUGCAUUCUGUAGAUACAGGGCAUACUGCAAACAUAUUCUGUACAAAGUUUGUCCCUGAAACCUCUGACGAGCUCGUGGUAUCUGGUGCUGGAGAUGCUGAAGUAAGACUAUUCAAUCUGACCGGGGUAAGCAGUAGAGCAGAUGAUGAAAAUGCUGUUGCACCAUCGGCACUGUACCAAUGUCACACGCGGAGAGUGAAAAAACUAGCUGUUGAACCUGGUAAUCCCAAUGUUGUGUGGAGUGCUAGUGAAGAUGGGACUCUACGGCAGCAUGAUUUCCGGGAAUCUACCUCUUGUCCUCCUGCUGGGUCUGCUCACCAAGAAUGCCGCAGUGUUCUCCUUGACCUACGGAGUGGCGCCAAAAGAGCACUAGCUGAUCCUCCCAAGCAAACUCUCUCCUUGAAGUCUUGUGAUAUAAGUGCCACAAGACCACACCUACUUCUCGUUGGUGGAAGCGAUGCAUUUGCUCGUUUGUACGAUAGAAGGAUGCUACCGCCGUUGACAUCAUGUCGAAAAAGGAUGCCUCCACCUCCAUGUGUCAACUAUUUCUGUCCCAUGCAUCUUUCUGAACGUGGGCGAACGAAUUUGCACCUAACUCAUGUUACUUUCAGUCCUAAUGGCGAAGAAGUUUUGCUCAGUUACAGUGGGGAGCAUGUGUACCUGAUGAAUGUAAAUAAUGGCACUGGAACCGUGCAAUACACACCAGGAGAUGUAGCUAACUUGUUUUCUUUCAGUAACAUCCUCCACGACGUAGAAUCUCCACCUAAGGUUUCCAUCACACCUCGAAAUGGCUAUUACAAAAAUAGCAACGCUGCAACGGUAAAGAAGUGCACCGAAUUGGUAGAAAUUGCUAAAAGGUCUUUAGAAGAGGGUACAGAUGUUUUCUAUGCAAUCGAGGCAGCUAAUGAAGUUCUGGAUGCGCAUUCUAAUGAUAUAGAGUCUGCGCUAAGGCAUGAAUGCCUUUGUACUCGUGCUGCAUUGUUGCUCAAGAGGAAGUGGAAGAAUGAUGCUCAUAUGGCGGUAAGAGAUUGCCAAAAUGCUCGAAGAAUUGAUGCUUCAUCUUUUAAAGCUCAUGUUUACAUGUCUGAAGCUUUGCAGCAAUUGGGAAGAUGUAAAGAAGCACUCGAUUUUGCGACUGCUGCACAAAAAUUGAAGCCAUCAGAUCCCGAUAUAGUGGCAAAGGUGGAGAGUAUUAAAUGGGAUCUUCAAGCAGCUGGAGCUGAAAAAAAUGAAGAACAAGGAGGUGGAACCGCUAGAGUACUUUCGUUGAGCGACAUACUAUAUAGAUCAGAGGCCAACAGUGACAGUUCACAUGAUAUGUCGAGAUCCGAAAGAGAAGAUUCUGAUUAUGAUGAGGAACUGGAAGUUGAUAUCCAAACUUCCAUGUCAGAUGACGAAGGAAGAGAUCCAGACUCAAAUGCUGUGCGUGGCAGUCUAAAUCUACGAAUUCAUAGAGUAAAUGAUGAUGAUAAGCCCGUGGAAAAUACCUGUGAUAAUGCCUCCUCAGGAACUGCAUCGUCAUCUCAAAAUGAUAGAACCUCUUAUCAGCCAGAGGGAGCCAUAGAUAUGAAGCGUAGAUAUGUAGGCCACUGCAACGUUGGAACUGAUAUUAAGCAAGCCAGUUUUCUCGGUCAGAGAGGUGAAUAUAUUGCGAGUGGAAGCGAUGAUGGUAAGUGGUUUAUAUGGGAGAAACAAACAGGAAGGCUUAUGAAAGUGCUUGUUGGCGAUGAAGCAGUUGUGAACUGCAUUCAGUGUCAUCCGUUUGAUAGCGUUGUAGCAACGAGUGGAAUCGAUAAUACAAUAAAGAUGUGGAGCCCAAUCGCAUCAGUCCCAUCGAUUGUUGCGGGUGGAUCAGCUGGACCUGCAACCUCCAAUGUAGUGGAAGCAAUGGAGAGUAAUCAACAGAAGCUAAGCCGCAACAGAGAGAACCCUCUGUCUGUGGAGCUUCUGCAGAGGUUUAGGAUGCAAGAGUUUGCGGAAGGAAACUUUCACCCAUUUGAAUGUACUCAGAGCUAA